This is a messenger RNA of Striga hermonthica, 792 nucleotides long. The record is from the annotation of a GenBank genome assembly. Lineage: Eukaryota; Viridiplantae; Streptophyta; Magnoliopsida; Lamiales; Orobanchaceae.
AUGUCAGGCGCGUCAUCCGUAGGCGGCGUGGCUGUUCCUCCUUCGGCGAGUUCGGCCGGCGGCGGUGUCGGCGUUAUGGGAUCCCUCCGCGUAAUCGAGCUCCAGCUGGUGGCUUUCAUCAUGGUCUUGUGUGUCAGUGGACUCAUCCCCCUCCUCGACAUGGUUUUCCCCGCCGCCGCCUCCCUCUAUUUCCUGGCCCUGUCCAGGUUCGCCUUUCCCGGGUUCAAUAGUAACAAUAAUAAUCGAAUCAACGACAACAUGGCCGAGAGUACGGGCAGGUUUUUCAGAUUUUACGUGAUUGUGGGGAUGACGGUGGGGCUGUUCCUGCCGCUGGCGUACGUCCUGGGCGGUUUCGCAAGAGGGGACGAGCACGCGGUCAGGUCGGCCGCCCCGCACCUCUUCUUGCUCUCCUUCCAGAUACUCACCGAGAACCUCAUCACGGCUCUCUCCCUCUUCUCGCCCCCGUUGAGGGCCUUAGUCCCCGUGCUCUACACGGUUCGCAGGAUCUUUGUCCUGCUCGAUUGGACUAAAGAUGUUUGGAUGAACAAAACCCUCCCUGCUAAUGCCCCCUUGGACGUGCUUGUGUGGUAUUGGUUUGGAAGGGGUCUUUCGAUGGCGAAUCUGGCGUAUUUUUCGGUCAACUUGUUCUGUUUUCUGAUUCCGCACUUCCUUCCGGCGGCAUUCGAGAGGUAUUUCAAGGAGAGGGAUGAAAUUCACAUGAAGAUGGCCGAGGAUAAGCCUUCGCCAGCCUCAAACAGUACCUCUAUGGACUCGAAUAAAAAGGCGAAUUGA